AAAACCCGGAUGUUGAAGUCACAGGAUAAUAAUCUUUGCAUAGUUUUUGUUGUAUAAUUGUCAGCAAUUCAAAAUGAUGAGUAGAAGGUCCAGCAAGAAAGGCUUCCAUGUUGAUGAGUCUGACCUUAUGUGCAAGAAUGGAUGCGGUUUCUAUGGCAACCCAGGAUGGCAAGGCUACUGCUCCAAAUGUUGGAGAGACUACCAGAAGGCAAAACAAGUACAGCCAAAAACAGAACAAAUUGCUAGUAACAGAAGCAAAAGAUUGAGUCAGAUGGGAAGUGGAGAAACAGCACCUUCCUUCAGUAAAUUUGAAGAGCGUAAAAAACAACAAUCAGAGAAAAGAAAGAACACAGUCAAAUCAAUCUUCAACAGAUCUUCCAAAGAAUCCAGUCCCAGCAACACACCUCCAAAGAAAGAUCCAGUUGCUAAGAGAGUCAGCGUCGAGAGUCAGCAAGUGGGAGGAGAAUUUGCAGAGUUCCUGAAAAAAUUACGUAAAACGACAGCGUUAGACAUUUCCAAACAAGUGCGUGCAUUCAUAGAGAAGAUCCAGGUGUUUGCAGAUAGCCCAGUAGAAGAACUCUCUGAAAUGGUGCAGGAUUUCUACCAGAUUAUUACUGAUAGAAUCAAUACUUUGCCAGUCUAUAAAGGUAUGGACCAGAACACUAUAGAUACAUUGAUGGACUUUAUAGAGAAGUAUAUAUUGACCAGGAUCUAUAGGAUUGUGUUCUGUCCUGUGACAACCACAGAUGAGGAGGAUGAUCUUGCCAUACAAAAUAGGAUCCGCAGCUUACAUUGGAUAACAAGAGAGCAGAUAGAUUGUAAGAUUUACGAGAAUGAUGCAGAAUCUAGUCAACUACUGGAGACAGCUAUAACAGAUAUUAUACAAAUGGAUUCGAAGAGAGCCCCUCAAGAUAAACUUGCCUCUAUAGUUCAGUGCUGCAAUCAUAUCUUUGAACUACUACGUAAAUCUACAGAUGGUCCAGCCAGCGCAGAUGACUUCCUCCCAGCUCUCAUCUACGUUGUACUGAAGGCCAAUCCACCACUCUUGCAGUCCAAUAUACAAUAUAUAACAAGAUUUGCUAAUCCAACACGUCUGAUGUCUGGUGAAGCCGGCUAUUUCUUUACCAAUCUAUGUUGCGUUGUUUCCUUUAUACAAAACAUCAGCGCAGAAUCCCUUGAUUUGACGCAGAAAGACUUUGAUAAAUAUAUGUCGGGGGAAGCAGUCCCCCAUACAUCCCAUAAUGCUUACAUGUGUGACGGACUCAGACUUAUGUACCAAAAUCUCUCGACAUUAACAGAACUUCGUCAACGUCACGAAAAAUUAAUGGCCGAAGCGCUACAACUUCAACAAGAUAUGGUGGAGUUCAAAGACAGUUUCAAAAACGAGAUAGACACUGUUUUGGAACGUAAUCCGUGGACAUUACGUCCCAGAAAAAGCAAAGCUGAUAUUGAUGCAGAGAACUCUGAUACAGAACUAUUACCAUCACCGUUAAAACCAGAAGUUUUGCACCCUGUAGGGCAGUAGACUGAAGGUGGCUGAAUGUAGGUGGUGGAGUAUUGUUGACUGUUAAUGUAGAGAAUUUAUCUAUGUGUAAAGCUAAAGGGUCAUUCUGAUCAUGCUGAUUCAAAGAGUUUUCCACAUAUUUGUGUAUAAAAGCUCCCAUGGUGCAUUAGUAGAAGUGGGAAAUGUGAAUGAUUACUCUAAAAAAAAAAUUAGCGCUGAACAAAUCUAUAGUGAUAGAAAUGGUCUCUUUUUGAUUAUCCUCACCUUGGUAUAAAAUAUGUGUCUGUUAGCUAAAAACAGGGCAGCAUUUAGGGUGCAAAAAAUAUAAAUAUAUAAGUCUCAAAUUAUCAAGAUCUCAUCAUUUGAGAAUAAGGAAUUUAUGAUGAUCGUAACUCAGAAUUUCCAGCAGUACAACCCCAUGAUUUCCCUUCAAUACAAAUAUUUUUGUUAUUCUACCCCAUUUUUGCCCAUAAGGUUAUCUAAGACUGGGUUUCAAGAAUUGUUUCUGAAACGUUUUUUGGGACUCAAAUUAUGAAAUAUACAUGUACUUUAAGACUCUUGAUUUUGCAUGAUUAAAGGCAUAGCCACAAAGACUCUCUUUUCAUAGUUUAUGGAAUGUUCUUUAUUAUUUUAACCUGAGGAUCGAUUAUCAUAAAUUACCAGAACCAUGUCUUUCAGUUUAUUGAGCAAAAAUGUCCUGCACCCUCCCUCUUUUCUCAAAGUUGAGGUUUGAGAAAAGGUUGACAUGCGGAUUUAAC
This is a messenger RNA of Owenia fusiformis, 2262 nucleotides long. NCBI's taxonomy places the organism in Eukaryota, Metazoa, Annelida, Polychaeta, Sabellida, Oweniidae. The record is from the annotation of a GenBank genome assembly.